This is a messenger RNA of Drosophila innubila, 10724 nucleotides long. RefSeq names its product protein lap4 (gene scrib). The record is from RefSeq and is a predicted model, not a curated record. The coding region runs from base 556 to 10194 and encodes 3212 amino acids. Gene Ontology annotation, cellular component: transcription factor TFIIA complex; adherens junction; postsynaptic membrane. Gene Ontology annotation, molecular function: protein binding. The transcript is spliced from 28 exons. Gene Ontology annotation, biological process: transcription initiation at RNA polymerase II promoter; neurotransmitter receptor transport postsynaptic membrane to endosome; neurotransmitter receptor transport, endosome to postsynaptic membrane. Lineage: Eukaryota; Metazoa; Arthropoda; Insecta; Diptera; Drosophilidae.
UGUAAGCUCGCUUGCUGGGCUUUGUGCUUAUGUACAGUUAAUAUUCAUAUUUGUUGUUGACUGCAGUCAAGGCAAAUUCACGAAUACAAAUACAAUACGAAAAAGGAGAAUAUGCGAUAAAGUAAAAUGUAAUAAAUGUUUUAUUAAUUACAGUAAAUUUGUGCAAAAUGUGGCUAAAACGUGUGCGAUAAAAGUAAAACGAGAGUAAAACCAGUACAACUACAACAACAACAAAUAAAGUAAAAUACAAAAAAUUAAAGAUAAAAAUAAAGAUAUAAAGUGCAGGGACAGCGCCAGCAACAAAAACUGCGCGUGACUGUCUCUGGCUCAGUGUUAGUGUAUCUGUGUACGUGUCUCUGUGUUUGUGUGCGUUUGCAACAGAUGCUGCAAGCGUUAUACUAUAUAUGUGUGUUGUUGUUGUGCAAAGACAACAACAGCAACGACGCCUAAAACGACUACAACACGAAAAUACGUCAUCAACUGAGAGCGUCAACAGAAGCAGCAGCAACAACAACAAUUGUAUCAACAACGGCAGCAGCAACAACAGCAACAGCCAUGUUCAAGUGCAUUCCAAUUUUCAAAGGCUGCAACAGGCAGGUGGAAUUUGUGGACAAACGCCACUGUUCCCUGCCCCAAGUGCCCGAAGAAAUAUUACGCUAUUCGCGCACCCUUGAGGAGCUUUUUCUGGAUGCGAAUCACAUACGCGAUUUGCCAAAGAAUUUCUUCAGAUUGCAUCGCCUGAGAAAACUGGGCCUGAGUGACAAUGAAAUUGGUCGCCUGCCGCCGGACAUACAAAACUUUGAAAAUCUCGUCGAGCUCGAUGUUUCACGAAACGAUAUUCCCGACAUUCCCGAUGACAUUAAACAUCUGCAGAGUCUGCAGGUGGCCGAUUUCAGCUCGAACCCGAUACCAAAACUGCCAUCUGGGUUUUCGCAGUUGAAAAAUUUAACCGUACUGGGCCUAAAUGAUAUGUCUCUUACCACAUUGCCCGCCGAUUUUGGCAGUUUGACGCAGCUCGAAUCACUGGAGCUGCGCGAGAAUCUGCUUAAGCAUUUGCCCGAAACGAUAAGUCAGCUAACUAAGCUGAAGCGCCUGGAUUUGGGCGACAACGAAAUUGAGGACUUGCCACCAUACUUGGGCUACUUGCCAGGCCUUCACGAGCUUUGGCUGGAUCAUAAUCAACUGCAGCGACUGCCACCCGAGCUGGGACUCCUCACCAAGCUAACGUAUCUCGAUGUCUCUGAGAAUCGGCUGGAGGAGCUGCCGAACGAGAUUGGCGGACUGGUUAGCCUCACCGAUUUGGAUCUGGCACAGAACCUGCUGGAGACACUGCCCGAUGGCAUUGCCAAACUGAGCCGUCUGACAAUAUUAAAGCUGGACCAGAAUCGCCUGCAGCGUCUGAAUGAUACGCUCGGCAACUGCGAUAAUAUGCAGGAACUCAUCUUAACAGAGAACUUUCUGUCCGAGCUGCCGGCCUCGAUUGGACGCAUGACCAAGUUAAGUAACCUGAAUGUCGAUCGCAAUGCAUUGGAGUACUUGCCACUGGAGAUUGGAGAGUGCGGCAAUCUGGGUGUGCUGAGUCUGCGCGAUAAUAAGCUGAAGAAACUGCCGCCCGAGUUGGGCAACUGCACCGUGUUGCAUGUGCUCGAUGUGAGUGGCAAUCAGUUGCUGUAUUUGCCCUACUCAUUGGUCAACUUACAACUGAAGGCCGUUUGGCUGUCAGAGAAUCAAUCACAGCCGCUGCUAACCUUCCAACCCGACACGGAUGCUGAAACAGGUGAACAGGUGCUUUCCUGUUAUCUGCUGCCCCAGCAGGAAUAUCAGCCCAUUACACCGGCACGCGAUUUGGAAUCCGAUUCAGAGCCCUACGAGGAACGUGAGCCCUCACGCACCGUUGUCAAGUUCUCCGAGGAGGUUUCCCAGGAGAAGGAUACGCCAUUUGUGCGUCAGAAUACACCGCAUCCCAAGGAUCUGAAGGCUAAGGCGCAGAAAUUGAAGGUGGAGCGCAGUCGUCAUGAGGAGAACACCAAUUUGAUGUCACUGCCAGAGGAGAACGGCAUGAAGACAGCUGUGACAGAAACCGCUGCCGAGACACGCACUAUAGCAAAUAACCACCAACAGGUAGUCGUGACAUCAACCAAUAACUCGGCGGCUGCACAGCCAGUACAGAAACCAGCAACUGUGGUGAAUUCAAAACCUGUUGCCGUCGGAAUCGUUUCACCAACACCUACACCAACGGCAACGGCAAUAGCACAGCCACAAACCACACAGGGUGAGUCGACAACAACAGCUGCUGUUAUCGAGAACACAACAGCAACAGUUGCUGCUGUAGCUGACGAUGUCGCUGACGAACAGGAAGAUGAAUAUGAACCCGAUCGUCGAGUAGGCUUUCAGGUGGAGGGAGAAGAUGACGACUUCUACAAACGACCACCAAAGCUGCACAGACGCGAUACUCCGCAUCAUCUGAAGAAUAAACGUGUGCAGCCGUUGACCGAUAAACAGGCCAAUGAGAUAUUGGCCAAUGCUUUGGCCUCACAGGAGCGCAAUGAGCCAACGCCGACCAAAGUGCAGUCGCCAAUUGAGGAGAACGCUGAUGCUGAGCUGGAACAAGAACAGGAACAGCAACAUCCAUUCGAUACCUCUCUCUCCCCGAUACCAGCCCCAGUCGAAGUAGUCUCAGAUAACAUUGAUGGGGUGACGGAGCUGCGACUGGAGCAGUAUGAGAUACACAUUGAACGCACCUCGGCGGGUCUGGGACUGAGCAUAGCCGGAGGCAAGGGCUCGACGCCGUUUAAGGGCGAUGACGAUGGCAUUUUCAUAUCACGCGUCACCGAAGCAGGCCCCGCCGAUCUGGCUGGCCUCAAAGUAGGCGACAAGGUGAUCAAAGUGAACGGCAUUGUCGUGGUGGAUGCGGAUCAUUACCAGGCCGUGCAAGUGCUCAAGGCAUGCGGUGCAGUUUUGGUGCUGGUGGUGCAACGGGAGGUUACACGGCUUAUUGGUCAUCCCGUGUUCAGCGAGGAUGGCAGCAUCUCGCAGAUCUCUGUUGAGACGCGUCCACUCGUCGCCGAGUUGCCGCCAGCUGUCCAACAGGAACGUCACAUUCCGCCGCCCAUUCAAAUAAUUCCGGAACAGCAGCUGCCUGUACAGCUGACCCAGCCGAUCCAGCCGAUCCAGCAGAUGGCUCCUGCACAUAGCUACUCGGGCAAUGUGUUUGCCACGCCCACGCCGGUAUCGAAUGGAAUGCUGCUGGAGAAUGGCAAGGAUACGGCGCCGCUGAGUUUCAUUCAAUUGCACACGACGCUCAUACGGGAUCAAAUUGGCCAGGGAUUAGGCUUCAGCAUUGCGGGUGGCAAGGGCUCGCCGCCGUUUAAGGAUGACUGCGAUGGCAUUUUCAUAUCGCGCAUUACCGAGGGCGGACUCGCUCAUCGUGAUGGCAAAAUCAUGGUUGGCGACCGUGUCAUGGCGAUUAACGGCAAUGACAUGACUGAGGCGCAUCACGACGCGGCUGUUGCCUGCCUCACAGAGCCCCAGCGAUUUGUGCGUCUCGUCCUGCAGCGCGAGUAUCGUGGACCCCUAGAGCCGCCAACGAGUCCCCGCAGUCCCGCCGUGCUCAACUCGUUGAGUCCCUCCGGAUAUCUGGCCAAUCGACCAGCCAACUUUAAGCGCUCUGUGGGCGAUGUCAACGUUGCGGAGCAGCCUUACAAGUACAACACAUUGGCCAACACGCCCACGGCGACAGCAACUGGUGUUGCCUACACAAACAGCAACAACAACAAUAAUAAUAAUAAUACGCUGCCGAACAACAAGACAAACGGAUUUGUCACAGCUCCAGUUGCAGGGGCAGCUCCUGCUCCUGCUUCUGCAGUUACAUCACAUAUUGACAAAUCCACAGGUCAACCAGUGCCAGCACCACGUCGCACCAACUCGGUGCCUCUGGGCGAUGGCGAUGGGCCACUGAAUGGUGCCGCAUCCACCAGUAGUGGCGAUUCGGGCGAAGCUCAGGAAGUGGUCCUGCCCAAGAAUCAAGGCUCUCUCGGCUUCAGCAUCAUCGGCGGCACGGAUCAUUCCUGUGUCCCAUUCGGUACACGAGAACCGGGCAUUUUCAUUUCCCACAUUGUGCCGGGUGGCAUUGCCUCAAAAUGCGGCAAGCUGCGCAUGGGCGAUCGGAUACUGAAGGUGAACGAGGCAGAUGUCUCAAAGGCCACACAUCAGGAUGCUGUCCUCGAACUGCUGAAGCCUGGCGAUGAGAUCAAGCUCACCAUACAGCACGAUCCUCUGCCCCCUGGUUUUCAGGAAAUUCUGCUGGCCAAGGCGGAGGGUGAGCGCUUGGGCAUGCACAUCAAGGGCGGCCUAAAUGGACAACGUGGUAAUCCGGUGGAUCCAUCUGAUGAGGGUGUUUUCGUGUCCAAAAUUAACUCGGUUGGAGCGGCUCGACGCGAUGGAAGGCUUAAGGUGGGCAUGCGUCUGUUGGAGGUCAACGGCCAUUCGCUGCUGGGUGCUUCACAUCAAGAUGCUGUCAAUGUACUCCGUACUGCCGGCAAUGAGAUUCAAUUGGUCGUAUGCAAGGGUUACGACAAAUCCAGUUUAAUGCAUUCCAUUGGCCAAGCAGGUGGCAUGAGCACCGGCUUCAAUUCGUCUGCGUCCUGCAGCGGUGGUAGUCGUCAAGGCUCUCGUGCCUCAGAAACGGGUUCGGAAUUGAGUCACAGCCAAAGCAUAUCGAGCUUGGAUCACGAAGAAGAUGAACGCCUAAGACAGGACUUUGAUGUAUUUGCGGCACAACAGCCGGAUACAGCUGGAACUCCGGAGCCCACCAGCCAAACAGGCUUAGCAGCAGCAGCAGCAUUGGUGCACGGCGCACCUUCACCUUCCCCCAUACCCACCACACCGACGCCGCCCGCUGUGUCCGCUAAUUUAGCACAGCCAGACACAGUUGCCGAACAGACCGUGGCGCUCAUUCACGCCGAGCAAACGCCUCAACAUCAACAACAACAGCAGCAGCAAACGCAACUGGCAACAAUUGGUCAGGAGAAAAGCACGCAGGAGAAGGUGCUGGAAAUUGUACGCGCUGCGGAUGCUUUCACCACCGUGCCACCGAAAUCACCAUCAGAGCAUCAUGAACAGGACAAGAUACAAAAGACAACGACGGUUGUUAUAUCGAAGCACACGCUCGAUACAAAUCCUACCACCCCCACAACGCCAGCAGCUCUGCCAAUCGGUGCGUCGCCAUUGCUGCCACCAGAGUCAGCGACCGUUGCUCAGACUCAGACACAACAACAGCAACAACAGCAGCAACAGCAGCAGCAGCGUGGAACUCAGACGCCGGAACGACUCGCGCCUGGAGCUCGAAAUUCUUAUCAACAGAUGCUGGAGGCACAGGAGGAGUGUAGAGCUAAAGAGCUGAUCACGACACCCAAGAAAGCUGAGCCGGUGUACAUCAUCGAUGACGAUGAAGCGGACGAGAUUGAUGCUAUUCCAGAGGAAGAUGAGGAAAUCGAUUCUUCACCACCGGCGGACGUGCAAUCGCCGCCUUCAUAUGCGGACACCGAUUCCGAUUGCUUUGAUCGUCCGCGUGGACGUUACACCAGCGACUCGGAGAGCGAUUGUCGUCCUUAUAAACCGACGCGUUCCGGUCGCAGUACACCGGAGUAUGCUGGAGGACAUCGUAAGUCGGUGAGCUUCGAUCUCAGUGGCGAUGAGCGCUCCAGGUCGGACUAUGAACGCUCUCGUUCCCGUACUCCAGACCGAUUCACUCGUGCCUAUGACUCGGAGCAAGACACGCGGACAACUUCAAGCAGUCGGAUGCCACGUAAGGGAAUUCUUAGGGCCACGAGUCCCAGCUCCUCCAGCAGCUCCACUCUGGAGCGUCGUCCUGAGAAGCUAGCACCUAUCGUGCCUGCUGUGGCGCGAAUUCGAGAGGUGGAAUCACCGCAACUGCAACGUGUCUCACGCGCCACAUCUCCGGAAAGACCUGGCGAAUUGGAGCGCGAGAAUCCCUUUCGCCAUGCCAGAACUGAUGAAGAGGAUGAUGAGUACACGCAAAUUGCCAAAGCCAUCAAUAGGUCGCCACGUUCACCUCGCGAGCAAUUCUUGUUUAGCACCUCACGCUCCAAUGAAGAUCUGCUGGAGCAAUCGCAUUCCAGCGGACGCAGCACACCCAGCACGGUCAUAUCAAAGUCCACGGAGAAUUUGACGGGUGCUCGGCCCAAAGUACCCCCACCCACGUUACCCAAGCCGCAGCUCAAGAAGGCCGAUCUGGUUCGCAACGUGGCCCUCGAGACAUUCCAGGCCAGUGAUGUGGGCCAGGGGGACUUUGCGGUGUUCGAGCACGAUGCCAGCACCAACACCAUCCACCAGGUGCCCAAGUUGCCAGUGCGCGUGGGUAACAAAUCGUCCCGUCCUCGUGAGAGUCCACCUCCGCCUCCCGUCAACUAUGCCACAUUACCCAAAUUACCUUUGCCCAAACCGACGACGCCCUCAGUGCUGGAGGAGUCAAUGUAUUUGGAGGCUCUGCCGCCAGCACAGCGACGUCCUCACGAUUUUGUGCAUGAGAACUCGCCGGACAACAUAUUGGUUACGGCGGAACAGCAUCGUCAGUUUCUGUUGCGCGAGAAUGAAAUGCGAAAUCAGCUGCGUGCUCCCUACGAGCCGGCCCCGCCCAUACCUAUUGCAGGGAUGAGCAGCGAGAGCAGCAACAACAAGUUUGCGGUAAACAACCCUUUUCUAGAUUGUUGCGAUACUGACAUUGACAGCCUGCCACUCCCUCCACCGCCACCAACCCCAUCACCACCAACACCUCCAAUAACAACAACAACAACAGCAACACCAUCUAUAACAUCAAUAUCAAUUAGCGCCGACACACCACCCCCAAGACCACCACCACUAGCACCACCUGCCCAGCUCUCACGUCAUUUGCAUGAGUCGCCUAACCGACUAACCGCAGUCGCCACUAACGCAUCAACAUCUUAUUCUCCCACUGUCACUGCCACUGCCACGGCUAAUGCUAACUAUCUGAUGGAUGCCGCACCACAGCAGCUGAUUUUGGGCGCAGCGUCGCCAGCUCAGAUCUUUCCCACGGCCCAAAUACUGCCGGUUCAAUAUGCGAGCUUGCCACAGCCGCAGCAGCCUAAUAAACUAAACCUAGGUGCCACAAAUCCAUCGUCGUCGCCGUCGUCGUCGUCGUCACAGCCCAUUUUUAACCUGGUGCUGCUGCCGGGCGAUCAGCGCCAGGUGGUUGCCGCCAACUCAUCUGCUUCGGCGGUGCUUUUAAGUGGUGCAAGUGGUCCGCUUUAUCUGCAAGCGACGCCAGCAACGCCAUCAGCGUCGAAUGCAGCACAGUUAACGUUAUCACCUGGCGGCGAGAAUGCAGCAGCAACGGCGACGGUGACACCAACGAAAGUGCCUAAAUCGGUAUCCGAUAAAAAACGAUUCUUUGAGUCUGCUAUGGAGGAUCAACACAAGCCCACACAAAAGACAGAGAAAGUUUUUUCAUUCCUGUCAAAGGAUGAAGUCGAAAAGUUGCGCCAAGAGGAGGAAAAGAAAAUUGCAACAUUGCGUCGUGAUAAGAAAUCCAGAUUAUUGGAUGCCGCCAAUGACAACAUUGACAAGGAAGAUGCCAGACAUCCUGAUAGGCAACAUGAUAACGCUGACAACAGCAACAGCAGCGACAAUGAUGACGACGACGACGACGAUGAUGAUGAUGAUGACGAUGAUGAGGAUAAUGAGAUGACCAGUCGUAAGGAUGUCGUUGAUAAUGUUGUGUUGGCGCAGUUCGAUGAUGCAGAGGACAUUAGAACCGCACAAAGUCAAGCGCAGACAAUUCGCGUGCCCAGCAAAAUUCCCAAGCAGCAGAGACAGUUGAACGUCAAGGCCACGCCCACGCCUACCGCCACGUCCGUGCCCACGCCUGCAAAUGAUACGCCCAAGCCGUCGCUGUUGCCGAAGCCAAAGGUCAAAGUGGUGAUGCCGCCCGCAUUGCAGCAGCGUCUUUGGCAACACCAGCAGCAGCAACACCAGCAGCAGCAACAGCAACAACAUCAAUCGCAGCCCGAUGAGCCAACCAUACACGAAGAGGAGCUGCCUGCCACGCCCACUGGCUCUGGAAGCAGUCGCAUACCCGUUCGCACCCUGAAAGCCGAACGCCGCGCCCUCGCAGCAGCUGCACGCCAGGCAGGCAUCAGUGUGGAGGAGUACGUCCGCCAGCUGGAGGAGGAGCAGGAGCAGGAACAGCCGCUGGAGCGUGGUGGCUCACCAGCCACGCCCACGACGCCUACGGGCAAAAGUCGUGCCAUGAUGAACGCCGAGAAGCGCGCCUCGUGGCGUGCAGCACGUCUGCGAUCGCUGGAACAGGGCGCCGUUGAGGCCCAGGAUGUGAUCAAGAAUAUGCGCAAGAUGACCGACGACUUGAUCACACACGAGUCCAGGGCCAGCGAGCCGAAAAUAGUCUUUCCAAAAAUUGCCAUAAAGUCUAGCGAUGGUCCGGUCAUCGUGCGCGAACGCGAGAAAAUACUCGAUGAGAAAAUCGUGCGACGCACUGAGGAGGUGCCCUGCCCCAUAACGGGGCAACCUCAAUUGCGCACCGUCGAGUACAUAGAAAAAAUCAUCGAAACGGAGGUGGAGACCUGCAAGGAGCGCAUCAUUUCGUUGGAGCUGCAAGUGCCGGAGUCAGAGGAUGGCUCACUGGACGAUACGCAGCCGCCAUUUGAAUUGCAGGCGGAUGAUGAUUACGAUAACGACGAUUACGACGAUGAUGAUGACAUUGAGGAGGAGGAAGAGGACACCGCCUCGAUAGUUACUGUUCAGGCGACCAGUGACAAACUGUUUCUACGCCACGAUGCGGAUGCCUAUGGCCCAUCCUCCAUUGAGAGCGGAUCGUCGGGCAAAGUUCGCAUCAAGGCCACGCCGUUGACUUUGCACCAGACGCUGGCCAAGGAGACGACCAUCGUGGAGGUGCUUAACCCCGUCAUUGGCGGCGAUGGGAGCGCUCGUACCAUCCAAGUGAGUGGUUCGCCCUUCGACCGGGAUGAGCUGGGCGAGGGGGCAGCUUCACUGUUGCACAGUGAAACAUUUGUGUUGCCCACUGGCGGCAAGUCGGAGCUGUCAUUAAAUGCAAAAAUGAAGAAUGUACUUGAGGAACUGCUGGAGAAUGAACGCGUCAAAUUGAAUUUGCAAAAGAGCCUCGAGGAGCAGAGCGAUGACGAGGAUGAGGAGGGUGAGAAUAUAUAUGUAGAUGCGCGUGAUGAUGAGGAGAGCGCCUAUGGUGAUGCCAUGGAUGAUGUUGUUGACUUUGGCAUUACAGCGGCGCCCGCAGGUGGAAACAAAGCUCGCGACGAUGCCAAGAACGGUAAUCAAGAGCUACUAGACGAGCUGAUAAGGGACAGUAAUCGCAACACCAUUAUUGGCAAACUGGCCAGCCAAUUGGCCAUGAACGACGACGACGAUGAGGAGGAUGACGAGAGUAGCGAUUCCUCGGACGAUGAUAGCGAUGAUUCCGACGAGGAAUUUAUUGACGAGUACCUAAAUUUUGACGCACAGGUAAUCGAGAAUCUCAAUACGGGGGCCACUGGUAGCAAACUACAAAAGUCACAGACUUACACCACUGUGAAGCAGGCGGAUCCAGAGGAGCAAGCCGCGUCCGCAGUCACGUCACCCGGUGGCAACGCUGGCGACACGCUGGCCCAGCUGCAGGCCGAGCAGCGUGCUCUGGCCGAGAUCUCAAAACAGCUGCGCAAGUCUGUCGAGGAUUUGCUCAGUGCCGAUGGCGCCUCGGUGGUGGAAACACAACGAACCUACACACUGCCAGCGUCCAGUGACAGCGCUGCCGUUGUCACCGUCACGGAGGUGGUCAAGAAACAGAAGAAAACUGCACGCCAGUCAACGCCUGGCGAGUCUGGCGAGGCUAUAUUCAAUCGACUGCUCAGCGCCGGCGAAUCCGAGCGUCAGAUCUUCGACCAGCAGCAGGGUGAAACCAUUACCACCACCACAACAACCACAGAGGCAUUGCCGGCCACGGGAGCCUGUGCAGCUGCUGGUGAGCCGAGCACCAGUGUGGUGACCACCACACGUACUGUUUCCAACAUUGUCACCAGUGGCAUUCCCAGGCUUGAGGCAAGCAAACAAACCAAUCGCAGCAACAACAACAGCAACAACGGUAACAAUAAUCGCAGCAAAAACAAGCGCAAAGGAAAGAAGAAAUAGACGAGUGCAUAGAACGAUAGAGAACGACAAAUUGCGCAUACGACACAUGCACAAAAGUUAAGAAUGGCGUCCAGCCGAUGAAAGUAUUUGCGUUUCGAAGGCCCCUCAAUCUUAUUAAUUACCAAACUAUGAACUCCGAGCAUUCCGACUGCCCAUCUUACACUGGGCCUAAGUUUAAGGACUAGCUCUAAGCGACGACACAACACAUCAUAAGAUAACACUAAACUAUACAACAAACGAGUUGUACAUUUUGGAUGUUGCAUUAUUCUACUAUAAAGUAGUUGCUGUAGUUGUAGACGUUGUUAAUAUACGAUAAUACAAAGCACAAUUACAAUAUACGAGGUAGUCAGUUUCUAAAUACAUAAAUUAAAAAACUGUAAAAAACCAAUACGAGCAAAAUGAUAUAAUACCUAUGAUAUAUGAGCUAUAAAUAUAAUAAUUAGCAUUUAAGCGAGUAAAAACCAUUUUUUAUAAACUGACAAAACAUUGUGGCAAUGUAAUAAACAAUUCAAUUCAUUUUUAUUUUUAAA